CAACGUCCAGCGACCGAGAGAGGCGGCCGGAGGAAGUGAAGCAAAUUCCAAAGUGACCCCGAAGUGACCGUCUCUCCCUCCCCAAAGCAGGUGCAGAGAAUGGAGAGGACUGUUUUGCAGAUGUUGCUGGCGAUGCAUCUGAUGUGGAUCUUCUCAGGAGACAUCCAGGUCUCUGGCUUCCCCAUCCACCGGCGUGACCUCUUCCCCGCCAAAGAGUCCCCUCUGGACCUGGCAUCCACUUCCUUCGAUGACCAAUACAAAGGUUGUGGGGAGCAGAUGGAGGCCGAGCUGGAGGCCCUCAACCGAACUGAGUUUGCUGCCAACCGGUUGUAUGCCGAGGCCUGGACGGAGGCAGCUUCCAGGUGGACAGAGCGGCGAAUGUCCACCCCAAACCUGCCCCAAGGACUGAGACCAGAGUAUGCCAUGGCGGUCAUGGCCUACACAGCACAAGGACGUUUCCACCGGGACUUCAACGCAGCCGUCAGGGAGGCCGGCCGGACUAGGGAAGCCUAUCUCCAGGGCUUCCACUUCAAGACCUUCCAUUUCCUCUUGACCAGAGCCCUACAGGCCUUGGGGGUCACAUCCCAGCCCCGUUGCCAGAAGGUCUACCGUGGGGUCCGCAAUGUCCGCUUUGUCUCUGAGCGGCUCCGUCCGGUGCGCUUUGGCCACUUUGCUUCCUCUUCGCUCAAGAACGAGAGCGCCAAGCAGUUCGGGACGGACACCUUCUUCACCAUCCAGACCUGCUUCGGGGUCAACGUCCAGAACUUCUCUUUCUUCCCCGGAGAAGAGGAGGUCCUCAUCCCGCCCUUUGAGAAGUUCAAGGUGGCCAACUUCACCAAGACCCCCGAGACCACCUUCAUCCACCUGCUCUCCCUUGAAGACCACAGUCUCCACAACUGCGUCUUCGUCAAAGAGAAAAGGUGCAAAACGCAAAGGUGCAACUUCAGUUCAGGUGCCGGCCUCAGCCACCUCUCUGCACAUGCCCAGGCGCCCUUCCUUCUCUGGGGAGCCCUAUUCCUUGUGGCCAUCCUCUUCGAGUCCCCAGGACUCCUCUGACCGCCAACCUGGGGCCUGUUUUGCUCCUGGAAAAAGCAAAACAACACAAAACUAAGACAAUAUAAUCAUAUUAUAAGUAUUUCUCUUGCAUUAGAUUCAGGAUCUGGUGCCGGUUGUCACUGCGGGUGGGCUCACAAUGCAGCAUGAAUGCAUUUUAACCACCAUGGCUCUAUGCUACAGGAUUGUGGGAGCUGUAGUUUUAUGUGGCCUUUCACCUGCUCUGCAAAGAGUGUAUCUUCAUUAUAGCAUGAACGUGGUUUGACUUCAUAUUUACUGCCAUGGUGCAAAUGUCAGAAGAAAUUCAAUGUGCAGAUUUGACAAAUAUGAAUGUAAUAUGAUGUGUGGGAAUGAA
Molecule: messenger RNA, 1408 nt
Organism: Anolis sagrei ordinatus
Lineage: Eukaryota; Metazoa; Chordata; Lepidosauria; Squamata; Anolidae
Gene: ART1
Product: ADP-ribosyltransferase 1
Molecular function (GO): NAD+ poly-ADP-ribosyltransferase activity; NAD+-protein-arginine ADP-ribosyltransferase activity
Source: RefSeq, a predicted model, not a curated record